UUCGUUGAGACAUUUUCAAUAUUCAUUUGAAUUAGCUCAAUUGAUUUGUUUGUUUCUUAUUCCACGAGCUUAUAAUGGCACGAUCCAUGGCAAUUGUUGUGUUUAAUGUGGUGCUUCUCGUAGCCCUCGUCUUAUCAGUCGAAAUGAUGACACCAAUAAUGGGUCGUAAAGCAUGCUCUGAAUUAAUACCGAUGCAACCGAAUUUGUGUGAUGGGCCACGAGUAUCGGUGGACUGCUGGGAUGCUUGUGGGGAAAGGCAUAAUCCGUAUAUUGCAGCAGAAUGUUUCCAUGAAGGACUACUCCCUGAAAAUAUUAACGUUUGUAAAUGUUAUUGGGAAUGUUAGAUAAUGAUGUUUAUUUGGAUGAGAC
Molecule: messenger RNA, 369 nt
Organism: Lactuca virosa
Lineage: Eukaryota; Viridiplantae; Streptophyta; Magnoliopsida; Asterales; Asteraceae
Source: the annotation of a GenBank genome assembly